CUAGCCCUCGCUGCGCUCGGUUCUCUUGCACACACAAACCCUAGCCAGAGCUCAGAGAGAGUAUCCGCCGCAGGGUAGAAGCUAUGGAGGCGGCGAGGAAUGUGAAAGAUGUGUCCCCGCACGAGUUUGUUAAGGCCUAUGCUGCUCAUCUCAAACGCUCCGGCAAGAUUGAGCUUCCUCCCUGGACUGACAUUGUGAAGACCGGUAGAUACAAGGAGCUUGCUCCAUAUGACCCUGAUUGGUACUACAUCAGAGCUGCUUCAAUUGCUAGGAAAAUCUAUCUGAGGGGAGGCCUUGGAGUGGGUGCUUUCCGUAGGAUCUAUGGUGGGAGCAAGAGGAAUGGCAGUCGCCCUCCCCAUUUCUGCAAAAGCAGCGGCGCGAUUGCAAGACACAUCCUUCAGCAGUUGCAAAACAUGAACAUCGUUGACUUUGAUUCCAAGGGUGGGAGGAGAAUCACGUCAAGCGGCCAGCGAGAUCUUGAUCAAGUUGCUGGAAGGAUUGCCGUGGCUCAUUAGAGAUGAAAACAAGCACACCAACGCAUACAUUGAUUACUAUGGAUGUGUAAUGGUAGUUGUUUUGAUGAGAGUAUAUUUAGACUACUAGUGUUGAAUCAAUUUUCUGCAUAUGAACUCUUGCCUUUUUAUGGACUCGGGUGUUUUCGUGUUCCUUAGCCACUAUCUUGCGGGGAUCGUUUGUUUAUUGUAUUGCUUUCAUUCCUAAUGGAGGAGCUAGUAGAUCCUAAAUUUGAGUAAUGGAACGGCUUAAACAUCUUUAUGAUUGAUUGAUCUUAAUCCCAGCUACCUGAGAAAUGGGACGUUUGAUUUA
Messenger RNA from Diospyros lotus (date-plum), 825 nucleotides. Its product is annotated as 40S ribosomal protein S19-3-like. The record is from RefSeq and is a predicted model, not a curated record. Lineage: Eukaryota; Viridiplantae; Streptophyta; Magnoliopsida; Ericales; Ebenaceae. Gene Ontology annotation, cellular component: ribosome; cytosolic small ribosomal subunit. Gene Ontology annotation, molecular function: RNA binding; structural constituent of ribosome. Gene Ontology annotation, biological process: ribosomal small subunit assembly; translation. The coding region runs from base 84 to 515 and encodes 143 amino acids. The transcript has 4 exons.